GGGGAGCUGAAGUAGAUGUUAAGAGAUUGAAUAAGCGACCGGCCCCUCCUCGCUUUGGAAGGAAGUUGACUGAAGCUCAAAAGGCGCGAGCAACACAUAUAUGCCUUGAUUGCGGAUACAUCUACACAAUGCAAAAGCCUUUCGAAGAGCAGACUAUGGCAUCACAAAGUGCUAGCACCCAAGAUUCAAUUGGUAUAAAUGGUGGAACGGGAAGUCAAUCACUGCCCGUUGAGAAUUCUACCGUUGAUGAGUCUAGACAAAUGGAAGAGACGAAACAACAAGAUGUGAUUGAGCAUAAAGGAAAGAAACGGAGUCCGUGGUGGGACUUCUAUGAUGUAGUUGUGGUGAACAAGGCUACAAAAGCUAAAUGCAAAGCUUGCAACAAAGUGUUGGGAGGUGAAUCAAGGAACGGCACUACUCAUUUGAAGGAGCACUAUCAUAGAUGCCCGUGUAGAAGGGUCGGUGGAGAUAUAAGGCAAAUGGUGCUAAAAGGCAAUUCGAAAGGUGAUUUAUCUCAUGGGAGUUUUAACAAUGGAGAAGCAAGACUGGCAUUAGCAAAAAUGGUGAUUAUACACGAGUAUCCUCUUUCCAUUGUUGAACAUAGAGGAUUUAGAGAUUUCACUGUCACCCUUCAACCUCUUUUCAAGUGUCCUUCACGCAAUACCUUGAAGAGUGAUGUCAUGAAGGUAUAUGCAGAAGAAAAAUGUAAAGUUAUCCAUUUAUUAGAAGAGUGUGACUGUAGGGUGGCAAUCACUACUGAUGUGUGGACCUCCAGCAAUCAAAAGAGAGGGUUUAUGGCAAUCACCGCCCACUUCAUUGAUAACUCUUGGGUUUUACGAAGCCAAAUCUUAAGGUUCAUUUAUGUGCCUUGUCCUCACACAAGUGAAGUGCUAACAGAGGUGUUAAUUGAGGCAAUGAUGGAGUGGAAUUUGGACUCAAGGUUAUCUACGAUAACAGUAGACAAUUGCUCCAUUAAUGAUAGCAUGAUUGGUAAGUUGAAAACUAAACUGAACACUACACAUUUAGUGAAGGAUGGUUCCUUGUUUCACAUGCGUUGUUCAGCUCAUAUCUUGAAUCUUGUUGUGAAGAUUGGUCUAGAUGAGAUCAAGGAUUUCAUUGAAAAUGUUAGGGAUAGUGUGGUUUAUUGGACAGCAUCUCCAAAGCGUGUAGAGAAAUUUGAAGAGGUAUGUCGUGGAAUGAAAGUGCCUUGUUCUAAAAAGUUAGGAUUAGAUUGUCCAACUAGGUGGAACUCUACCUAUUUAAUGCUAAAGGUGGCUUUACACUAUAAGAAUGUUUUUCCUAGGCUUAAGUUGCGUGAGUCGCAAUAUAAAACUGUGCCUCUUGAAAGUGAGUGAGACAUUGCAAAAGAGGUUUGUGGUAGAUUGGAGUUGUUUUAUUCUGCCACAAAAGUAUUUUCUGGGACCAAUUAUCCUACUGCCAAUUUAUUUUUUCCAAAAGUUUGUGAGAUCAAAUUAGAGUUGAAUGGAUGGGUGAAGUUGCCUUCUGUAGUCAUUAAUAUCAUGGCAUCAAACAUGUUGAUCAAGUUCAAUGACUAUUGGGAAAGUGUUCAUAAAUUGAUGGGUGUUGCGGUUGUAUUGGAUCCGAGGUAUAAUAUGGCUUUGCUUAGAUACUAUCUUCCAAUGGUAUACCCGGAUUCUCAUGAGAAGGAAAUUGAUAGCAUCCAACAACUUUGUUAUGAUUUGGUGAAGGAAUACCAAAGAAAGAAAGAUUGUGAAAGUGAUAUAAUAUUAGGUGAGAAUGAAAGUAGUUCAAGAAGCACAAUUUCUGACCAUAUGAGUGGCUUUCAAAGUUUUGUUAAAAGACUUCUAGUUCUAAUUUUAGAACUGAGCUAGAUCACUAUUUAGAUGAUGAUGUUUUACCAAUGACGGAUGAAUUUAAUAUUUUAUUGUGGUGGAAAGUUAAUGGGGUGAAAUACCCCACGUUGCAAGCCAUUGCAAGAGAUAUAUUGGCAAUUCCAGUGUCUACAGUUGCCUCGGAGUCAGCAUUCAGCGGGAGUGGAAGGUUAGUUAGUCCUCAUCGUAAUCGGCUCCAUCCAAACACAAUAGAAGCAUUUAUGUGCGCACAAAGUUGGUUAUGGAACAACCUUAAAAGAAGAAGAAUCAUUUGUUUCAGAUGGAUACGCAUCAAUAUAUGAUGAUGAUAUUAAUUUUGAUGAAGGUGAUGAAACAGGUCCAUCCGGAGUGACUACCUGACAUGAACAAAAGGGUGAUCCAAGGAUAAGGGGAUUUGGGAUGAUUAACAAUCGCUUUUUAGAAUCUGGAUGUUGAAGUGUUGAAUAUUGAUUUGUUGUUGUAUUGAAUUUAGGCCUAAUACUAUUCUUUGUGAAGGUUUACUACUUUUUAGGCCUAAAACUGUUUUUGAAUUUAGAUUACUACUUUGUUAUUAUGUUACAACUUACAAGAGAUAUUGGAUGUUGAGUGCUUAGUACUUAGUAUGUUUACAUGAACAACCAGGAUUCAAAAAAUUGGCUAUUUGGU
Molecule: messenger RNA, 2498 nt
Organism: Cuscuta europaea
Lineage: Eukaryota; Viridiplantae; Streptophyta; Magnoliopsida; Solanales; Convolvulaceae
Source: the annotation of a GenBank genome assembly